Molecule: messenger RNA, 327 nt
Organism: Symbiodinium pilosum
Lineage: Eukaryota; Dinophyceae; Suessiales; Symbiodiniaceae
Source: the annotation of a GenBank genome assembly
GCGCCUUCUGCGUGAACAAGCUGAUCUCCAUCGAGAUGGUUUGGAGACGCAGGGAAUUUUUCAUCAUUUCGAUGAUGUGCAGCCUCACAAGGCUAUCGCCAUAAUCGUGGGACCUGAUGGGUCGCCGUAUGCGCGUGGACCGUACUUGUUUCAAUUCCUGUUCCCGAACACGUAUCCCUUGAAGCCUCCAUGUGCAGUCUUUUGCACAGGAGAUGGACGUGUGCGCUUUAAUCCAAACCUGUACACGAAUGGCAAGGUCUGCCUCUCCAUCCUUGGCACGUGGGCUGGCCCUUCCUGGACGUCGAUGACCACAUUCCGUUCAGUUUU